Microcebus murinus (gray mouse lemur) is the source of this 2271-nucleotide messenger RNA. The record is from RefSeq and is a predicted model, not a curated record. Lineage: Eukaryota; Metazoa; Chordata; Mammalia; Primates; Cheirogaleidae.
AGUGCGGGGACUGGAGCAGCAGUUUGCGGAGACUGUUGAAGGGUGGGGAGGAAUGUGGAGUGACUGUGGGGGUGUGUGUGCGCGUGCACGCGCGUGUGCUCACAAGAUAGAGUUGACUCUGAGUGGUGCCAAAAGCAGGGACAGGGACCCCCAGAGGCUUGGAAGGCCCCAGCUGUGGGAUCUGGGCCAGCCCACUCAUCCCUCCCACCUCACUCCAACCUGGCCUCUGGCAGGACUUUGAAAUGAGGCUGGGAUGGAGCUGAAGGUCACAUCUGCUCCUGGCUGGGGCCUGGCGUGGAGUUUGCGUGUCCUGGGAGCAUGUUGGAGGGAAGAGAACAGGGCAGAGCCAGCAAUGGAUGGGGAGGAGCGCUGGUGCUCAGUCCUGACAUUUAUAGUCCCAGCCCUGUCCUGCCGCCCUCUUCCAGAUCCCUGGCUCUGAGAAGGAUUAAUCCUUUCCUGUUCAUGCCCAGAUCAGGGAGGGCGACACGGAGGGAGACCGGGCCGUUGGCAGCAGCAUGAGGAUACAGUCAUGCUCUAACCCACUGGCUCUGUCGCCAAAGUCCCUGGGACGAGACUGUCCUCAGUUAGGAACCGCACUCCCUCAGAGAAGGACCAGCAACCUCAGAAGGGAUGAGCGGGGCCAGACGCUGGGGUGGAAGCAAGGGAGAUGGUGGGGAGGGACCAUAAAUUUGGAGACAAAAUUCCAGACAUAUGAUGUGAGGAAGGAAAUUGAGGUUCCCCCAGAAAACAUGAGGCUUGACGUUGCUCCCCCUUAGGGUAGGUUAGAGGUAAGUGGCUCCGGGGUGCAGCGGGUGGGCUGGUGUUAGACUCCAAGGCCAUGCCUGGUGACACGGGACCUUUGAGGAAGAGGUGUGGAGAGGGCAGGGCCAGAGGCUGAGGGUUUGGCCCCCCUGACCUCUCACGCUUCCCCUGUCCUCUCGUGGCAUUGAGCUUUCUCCCAGCUUUCAGAGGAGUGGGGUGGGAACACACACGUUCCCUCAGAGUCUGACUACGGAGACUCUGGUCGAAUUCUGGUUCAGGAACAAGUUGGCCUCCCCGCCCCAUUCGUUCUGCCCACCUGCCCUGGCAGGGCCUGCCCUGGGCCUCCCCUGGGCAUCACUCUUCACUUCAGAAACUCCUGCUGCUUAGCGACCAGUGCCAGCUGCCUCUUGCCUCCCCAGCCAGGGGUGGGGUGAGCGGGGAAGCAGGGGACCUGGGCAGCUGGGUGGGACCGCACAGUGGUAGACACUAAGCCCCGGACUCACUUCUGGUCUUGCAUUGGGCUGGGCGGUGGCAGAACAACGUCCGAGUGUGUCCAGGGUAUGGGCAACUCUCCUGACCCCUAUGCUACCCAUGACUGCAGCCUGAACCUGGACGCCUCCCCAGUCCUCAUCCCCUACCCCACUACUGGACCACAGCCCUCUCCUGGCUCCCCUCCGCUGGGGACCCUCCUCAGUCCUGACUCAGUCCUCCACGCCAAGAGUCUCCCACAAGUCCUUUCCCCAAAGGCCAGCGGGGCUUAUAACAAAGCAUUCACUUAGAAGCCCUUUCAAAGCCUUCAGUUCCAUACUAGCCGAUGACCUUGACCAUGCCCUUGGCAGGGAACAUCUUCCCCCAUGAAUCCCCAUCUUGGGGUGUGUCUUCUCUUCUCUUGCAGUGGGUGGCAGGAUGGGUGGGGGGUUCCCAAUGUGGCGGGUGCCCUAGACAUGGGGAGAUGCCCUGUGUUGGGCCCACACCUCUUAGGUUUUCUCUCCAGGACAGCCUGACUUCCCCUCUUCUGCCUAUUUUUUGUGUCAGAUUUCAGACUGUGAGUUCUGAUUUUUGGUUGCAAGAUGGGGCUUCUGGGACUGAAGACGUGUGCCAUGAGCUGCACGCUGUGAUGGAGACUCCUCUCGAGAAGGCGCUGACCACUAUGGUCACUACUUUCCACAAGUACUCGGGGAGAGAGGGUAGCAAACUGACCCUGAGUAGGAAGGAACUUAAGGAACUGAUCAAGAACGAGCUGUGUCUUGGGGAGAAGAUGAAGGAGAGCAGCAUCGACGACCUGAUGAAGAGCCUGGACAAAAACAGCGACCAGGAGAUCGACUUCAAGGAGUACUCAGUGUUCCUGACCACACUGUGCAUGGCCUACAAUGACUUCUUCCUAGAGGAAAACAAGUGACCGGGCUCCCCCCUGUCCUCGUCACCAGCCCCUUGCCCCUGACCUGUGCAGUGCCUCUCCAGACCCUCUUUGGCCCCAGCCCGCUUCUCCCUCCCACGUGGACCCUUCCA